Messenger RNA from Fusarium tjaetaba, 765 nucleotides. RefSeq lists its product as uncharacterized. The record is from RefSeq and is a predicted model, not a curated record. The coding region runs from base 1 to 765 and encodes 254 amino acids. Lineage: Eukaryota; Fungi; Ascomycota; Sordariomycetes; Hypocreales; Nectriaceae. The transcript is spliced from 2 exons.
AUGAAGUUCACACUCUUCCUCGCAGCCACACUCUUCACUGGUGUCUUGGCCGCUCCCCUAUCCAAGACAGUCAUCGUUCGAGAUGAGACACUUGCAGCUCGCCGUCUGCCAGCCUUUGCUACACCCCGCAUUGGCGUCACUGUAGCCUCAAAAAAGAAGAAGUCUGCAUCUCGCGAUAGGCGCUCAAUUAGCCGCAAGGAUGUGAGCGUGGUCAGCUUACUAGAUCGUGUUGCUGAGAAGAUCAAGGAGAGAUGUGAUGACAUCGAAUCUGUUUUGGAGGAAACCAAGGUUAAGAGACUGUCGAAACACAAGGCUGUGCAUAAAGUCCUUCGCAAGAUGAACAGUAUCAGAGCGACGCUCUCCCGAACAGUCUCUAUCAUGGACAGGAAUCCAACUCUUGACCUCACUCAAGACGAUGGCCAAGCUCUUCUCAAUAAUGUCUACAACAUAACCGAGGAGUUGCAAAACACCGUCAAAGACUCCGUCACCACACUAGGAGGAACAGGAGCUCGCUCCAUGUCUCGAGCAACUCACAUGCUCGCCGAUGUCCUCAGCAACAUCGUCACCCUCAACCCAGACACUGCCUCAGACAUGUAUCGCAAGCUGAAUCCUAUCUUCUCCAAUAUGGUUUCCACUGACGAGAAGGACUUGCAUGUCUUUAUCAUGGGCUCAGUGACAGAGUUCUUGUCAUCCAUCAAGCCUGAUGAUCUUGACCCAUGCAGCUCUGGAGAUUGUUCCGACAGUCCAAAGGAAGAAUUGAAAUGA